Eucalyptus grandis is the source of this 897-nucleotide messenger RNA. RefSeq names its product probable F-box protein At4g22030. The transcript is spliced from 2 exons. Bases 1 to 897 code for a protein of 298 amino acids. The record is from RefSeq and is a predicted model, not a curated record. NCBI's taxonomy places the organism in Eukaryota, Viridiplantae, Streptophyta, Magnoliopsida, Myrtales, Myrtaceae.
AUGGCUGCGGCUGCGCCAGCUCCAUCGCUGAGAUUAUGCUCCGCUCUCUUGUUUACAGCAGCCACCAGCAUGUCUCUCGUCAUGAGCAAUAUCCAGCCCUCACAGCUGGCUGAAGAGCAACGCAAUGCCUCGAGGUUGUUCAAGCAGCUCCGGAGCGAGAUCAAGUCAAUGCUUGCGCUCCAAUCUCCGACUGAACCAGAUGUGAAGGAGAUGAUGGAGAAGGUGAUGGGCCUUGAUUGGGCUUAUCCACUGCCUCUACUCGGAGCGAUGCUCGAGAAGUUCCCUGUGAAAUUUGAGCCCGCCGCAUGGUGGCCUAGGGUUUCCAACAACAGCCGCCAAUCCAAAGGGCAGAAAACUUUUGCAAAUACCGAGCCAAACGGAUGGAGCGAGGAGUUGGAAUUGGAGAUGAGAGCAAUCGUCCAAGUCCUCAAGAGCAAAGACAAGAAAGAUGUACUUAUACUAGCCAUAUCAAAAGACUACUUGACGCUCGGAAAUCUAGCGCUAAAACUGAAUAAGAUGUUGGCGGUCUCGGGUCCCCUACUCACCGGGAUCGCUGCAACCACAUCGACCUAUGGUGGCUCGAUGGCCACAACUUUGGCAGCCAUUGCCGGUGCGAUGGCGGCAAUCGUCAACGGCUUUGAGUACGGAGGUCAUGUUGGUAUGGUCGUGGAGAUGUACAGACAUUGCGCAGGGUUCUUCGAGCUCAUGGGAGAGACGAUCGAAGCAACGCUCGAAGAGAGAGACUAUAGCAAGAGAGAGAACGGAGAGAUGUUCGAGAUGAAGGUGGCGAUGAAGCUGGGGCGGAGAUUGUCGGAGCUCCGAGAUUUAGCAAGAAAAUCAAUGGCUUCUUGUAUAGAAGGGACUGAGGUGGAUGAGUUCGGAAGCAAGCUUUUCUGA